Molecule: messenger RNA, 543 nt
Organism: Rotaria socialis
Lineage: Eukaryota; Metazoa; Rotifera; Eurotatoria; Philodinida; Philodinidae
Source: the annotation of a GenBank genome assembly
AUGGUUCAUCAUCAUUUAUCAUCAGCUUUGCCAUUGCUUACAUCUUCUCGUGAUGUUAUAAAUGCUCUUGAUCAAGUCUUAAAGCAUAAAACUUCUCGUAAUAACAGCAAUAAUAAUAAUAAAAAUACAAGUCAUAAUAAUGAUGAUGGUAGUGACGAUGAUCAUGAUAACUAUGAUGAUGAAGACGACGACGAUUAUGCUCCAAAUCAGUCUAUUGGUGGUCCUUCAAUCAAGAAAUUAUUUACGAAACAACAAGAGUCUUUAAAUAAAGGAUUAUCAACAACCAAGGACCCUCAAAUGCCGCCGAAAAUUGUUAGUUUCGAUACAUUGGAUGAAAAUGGUAAUAAAAAUACUAACAUUGCUCUGAUUUUAACAACGGUUUUCCUUCUAGAUGAUGCUGUUAACUAUAUAACAUCCAAGUCAUCACAACAAUCAAUUAACAUUAAAAAAAAUCUCAAUCAAAAAAUGUAUCAAGAAUUAAACAACCCAAGUCAAUUGUAUCACAACAAAAUAACAAACGCAAACGAGGAACAUUACAAGUAA